AUGACUACUACAGUUUCAAAGCUCGUUGAGCGCAUUUUCAUGAAAUAUGCUCAUGUGGUCAUUGAUCACCCGAUUAUAGUUAUUGUUUUGACGGGAUCUGUCUCUGUUUUUCUCACUUGUUGGUCGCUUUACUUCAAUUUUGGAGUCAUAGAUUUGGACCCAACUAAGGUAGGACAAGAUCUGACGCGCCGAAGAAGGGAAAUUUCCAACACGACAACUUUGGAACCUAUAACUGUCAACUAUGAUGAUUAUGGAGUUGAUUCUGAACCAAAUGUCUCAGAUUUAGAGGAUCCAUGUGAAAUGUAUGCAUCCAUUGGAAAAGGCCUACCGUAUGAUAUGAUUGAAUAUUUAGGGAAAGUUAUGAUACGGGUUUCAAGUUAUGAUGAUGUGAGUCAGAAUCGGCAAAAGUUUUUUUUAUUCACAGUAGAUGUUAUGAGGCAUCUGUGCAAAGUUGAUGAUGUUGUUGAUACAUUGAUUGCGGAAUUCAAUUUUACAAAUCCUGCAAAAUCUUUAAAACACUCUCUGAACAUUCCAUUGUACACCACUUGUCCAAAUAUGACAACUAAAAACUCUUGUGAUGGCUUGAAUCAAGAAGACAUUUCAAAUUUUCGAGACCUUCUGAAAAAGUGCAAUCUAGACCCGAAGCUAGACUUGUGCUCAGCUUUCUCUAUCAACCAUGUCAAUCAUUGGCUCCUGCCAAGUAACAAUAAUUCGGAGCUGAUAGUUACGGUAGUCUUAAAGAUGGCUAUGUGGAAUGGUGUAGAUGAUCGAGAAGUCUAUGAUAGUCUCAUUGAGAGACUGGAACUUCAUCUAGAGAAGAAUCCCUAUACUCGGAUGGCUGGUGUUGCAAUGAAUAUGAAGAAUCGGGUGUUUCAAGAAACAAUUAGAGUGGAUAGUGUGAUUGCCGGACUUUCAGCAUUUCUAGUUUUUCUAUGCUUCCUAGUUUAUUCAAGAAGUUUAAUCUUCACCAGUAUCAUUCUUAUGGUUGUUUCUUUGUCAGCUGGAGUUGCAUUCUUUGUUUAUACGGUGAUUCUAGGAAUCGAUUUCUUCCCAUUUAUUAAUCUCCUUGUAGUUGUGAUUCUUAUUUCAAUUGGAGCAGAUGAUGCCUUUCUAUUACUCGUCUAUUACAGAAGAGAAGUAAAGAAAAUGUCCAAUUUGGAAUAUAAAAUAGGAUCAAUCUAUAUUCCACUAUAUCGAGAAUCAGAUCUCCUAUCUCGAAGUCUGCGUCUCUCACUACAUCACUCUCUCGUCUCCAUGUUUGUCACAUCUCUCACAACUGCUACAACUUUUCUAACCAAUCUUUUUAGUCCUGUAAUAGUUUUAAGAUGCUUCGGAAUAUAUGCUGCAAUUACAGUUUUAAUCAACUACAUUCUCGUGAUUCUGAUUCUUCCAGGAGCUAUUAUCUUGACACGUCCUGUUAGAAAACAAAAACCAUCCCCUGAAGUUGUAGAUACAGUUGAACCAGUUGAACUUGAAAAACCAAAACUGGAAAAUUUUAACUCCAAGAUCACUGAGUUCACAUACUACUUCCGCUUUGGAGUAGUUAUUCUGAGCUUUAUUCUAACUGGUUUGUCAGCUUUCAUCAUUUUUCAAAAUCCCGGAUUGACGAUUCCACAAAAUAAUCCGACUAAAUUACUCAUUGAUUCAAAUAUUCACGAAUUCUUUGACAAUCAUAUGCAUCGUUUCAAUUUUCAAUGGCAAAGAUCUGCAAAAUUAGUCAAGAAUUUCGUAUUUGGAGUGGAGGCUAUAAAGUUAGAAAAAGAAAGAAAGUCGGGAAAAAAGAGUUUAUAUCAUUUCAGGGAAUCAUCGACGUUGAGUCCAUACCACAAACCAGGAAAAAACUUUUCCGACGCCAACUUUCAACUUGACGUUGAUAAACUUGAUUUCUAUCGCCGACUCGUUGAUUCAGAAGCUGAAAAGUACCGACUGGAAAAUUAUACUCAUUUCUCGUGGGCUGACAAAACACUUCGAUUGAAUGAGUCGUGUCUUUCUGAAAAUAAGACGAUUCCAAACAAUUGCAUUCUUGCUUCUUCCGUACGAUUCAAAAAUCUUAUCCAUCAGUUUCCUGACGAUUUUGCGGUUAUUCCAGGAGAUGGACCUUUUAUUGACCAUGAUUUGAAUGUUGUUGGAUAUUUCAUAUCCAUCCCAUCUAAUCAAAAGCUUCGAGUUGAUACUGAAGUCAUUGGCGAAUUCUUCAAAGAAAUUGAACAAUCAUGUAAAAUCAUAAAGAAUACAACAAGUGACCCAGUGUUGUGUCUCUCAUCUACAGAGAUAUCCAGGUUCUACGACAUCGUAUCUCAAUUAAGAUCAUCGAGUUUUGUCUCUGUGACCAUUUCUCUCGGAAUUUGUCUAAUUGUGAUUGUGGUUUGUACUCGUGUUAUAAACCUCUCGAUACUCUCCUCCAUGGUCAUUUUCUUUGUGAUUCUUUGGACUGUAGCCAGUCUUAUUAUGCUAGGAUGGAAGCUAUCUGUUGUGGAAUCCACAAUUCUCAUAAUCACAAUCGGUCUCAGCUUUGAUUACACUCUACAUUACGUAGUAGCUAUAAGAGACGCUAAAUUCGUUUCUGCAUCUGAAAAAGUGUCAUCUGCUCAUUCAACAGCUGGUGUUGCCUGUGCAUUCGGAUCCCUAACCUUAUUUCUUGCCGGCCUUCCUCUACUUUUCACACAAACUGCGUCCUUUUAUCAGGUUUGCGUUGUCCAUUAUUUCAAAAACCGUGCUUUAUGCUGCCGAAUUCAGAUAGGCACAAUGCUCGUUAUCCUCGGAAUAACAUCACUUUUCGGCGCCUCAAUCGUCUUGCCCGCUUUCUUAAUGGCUUUUUCGUGUGAUGGUGGUCGACAGUCAACAAAGUUGUGA
Messenger RNA from Caenorhabditis briggsae, 2853 nucleotides. RefSeq names its product Protein CBR-PTD-2 (gene Cbr-ptd-2). The transcript is spliced from 14 exons. The coding region runs from base 1 to 2853 and encodes 950 amino acids. Gene Ontology annotation, cellular component: membrane. NCBI's taxonomy places the organism in Eukaryota, Metazoa, Nematoda, Chromadorea, Rhabditida, Rhabditidae. The record is from RefSeq and is a predicted model, not a curated record.